AUGAAUUGGGAAUAUGCCUCUGCGCAUUCGCAAGAGUCUGAUGAAUCUGUCAGCCCGGUCGAGCACUCGACCCAACAACGACCAUGGGUCAUCCCACGAUCAAACACAUUCGAGCGUGUGCGAAAACAGCUCCUGCCCGAGCAGGAGGAAUCGCAUGCUUCUACGCCGCCCAUAGAUGUUCCAUCACCAGCACAUGGUGACCUAGAUGCUUUGGGCCCCGCUGGUCUCAGCCCUGGCGAUGACCGAUACGUGGAGCCUUCUCCGAUCGAAUGUGCGUUUCGGUCUCGGAGACUUUCUAUAUCCUUUAAUCCGCAUGUCACGCUAGACAGCGGUCAACAGCAGGAAUUAGACCAGCCCCUCCCUCGAUCUGAGGCAAAAUGGAGAGUGAGAGGUCGCUCUUUAUUGGACGAGAUGACCCAGCGUUCGAGCUCCUCCAGGGGAAGCGGAGAAUCAGCCACAUCGUCAAAGGGAUGGCAACAACGGAGCCACGAGCGUGGUGGUUCAAGCCUAGCUGCUAUUGAGACAUCUGCUGAGCGCCUGCAAAGGAGGCCACGCUCGAGAGACCAAGAUCAGGUGGCCUCUCUCACUUCCGAUUCCACAGCAUCCUCUGCCAUGGAAGAAUUGCGUACGCCGGUGCACACACCCACUGAGUUUGUUCUUUCGCCUGUGCCCAUGCCUGGCCCACUGAAUCAACCUACAUCUCUUCAAGAAACGUCAACCUGGCCUUUGAACGAGAAGCCGGACCUGCUCAUGCGAUCCAGAAGCUACACAUUUGAGAGACCGGGCAGCUUUCGUAGAGCGAAGCGAAGCUCGCGGCGGUCGACUUCUUCGAAUACUACAUCGCCUGCCAGCACUUUCCUCUCUCAGUGGGCCAAGACUGAAGCCCCUCCGAUUUCUGAUCCUGAUGACGAGGGACAAGAAAUUGGUGACUAUGUGCUCGGAAAGCUGAUCGGCACGGGCGGUUUUAGUAUCGUUCGAGAAGCGUACACCAUCGAAGACGGUAGCCGGGUACGGCGGGCAGUCAAAAUUGUCCGCAAGCAGAUUGCCGGCAAAACUGAUCCUGAGAAUGAUCAAUUCCAAGCAGACUUUGAGCGAGAAGUUUCAUUGUGGCGAUGCCUCGACCAUCAACGUAUUCUGAAGCUUCUAGCCGUCUAUGACACUUCCUUUGCUACUUAUUGCUUCACGCCGCUCAACAAGGGCGGUACUCUCUAUGAUUUGGUGCGCAAAAAUCGCCAAGGGAUUGAUGUUCAGCUUGCUAGGAGGUAUAUUUUCCAACUCGCUUCGGCGAUCCGAUACCUGCACGAGGAUGUUCACGUCGUACACCGGGAUAUCAAACUAGAAAAUUGCCUCGUGGACAUGUCGAGCCCCACUGCUGAUAUCGAAGGCGGCAAAAUCCUUCUCUGCGAUUUUGGCAUGGCAGAGUUCAACACGAGCGAUACCCGCAGCAACUCGCCAGAUCCAUACACCAACCGGUUGCAUCAGACUGACGAGAAAGAUUCUGACUCUUCCCAAACGACCACGCGCCCUCUCUCCGGCAGUCUUCAGUACCUCUCGCCUGAACUCAUCGAGAGUCAGACCCAUCUGCUUUCUCCUGCGGCAGAUAUCUGGGCCCUUGGAGUGGUCAUGUACGCCCUCUUUGUCGGCGACCUGCCAUUCAACCACCCUCUACGGCCCAAACUUCAAAUGAUGAUCGUCAAGGGCGAGUGGGACCAAGCCGUGUUCAACACUGCACCCGGUCUAGCAGGCGGCGAAGCAAAGCCCGCUGUCGAACUCGUGUGUGGAUGUCUGGAUAUGAAUGCGGAAAAGCGGUGGAUUAUCUCUGAAAUUCUUGCUUACCCUUGGCUUCGACGGGGCCAAGACGUUUCUGAGCCCGAUAACGGUUGGAGGCUGUGA
Xylona heveae TC161 is the source of this 1893-nucleotide messenger RNA. Its product is annotated as kinase-like protein. The record is from RefSeq and is a predicted model, not a curated record. Gene Ontology annotation, cellular component: cytoplasm. The transcript has a single exon. Lineage: Eukaryota; Fungi; Ascomycota; Xylonomycetes; Xylonales; Xylonaceae. Gene Ontology annotation, biological process: microtubule cytoskeleton organization; intracellular signal transduction; protein phosphorylation. Gene Ontology annotation, molecular function: ATP binding; protein serine/threonine kinase activity; tau-protein kinase activity. The coding region runs from base 1 to 1893 and encodes 630 amino acids.